GACCACCGUCACAUGGUGGAAAUUUCCACUGUUUAAGCUCCGCUGUUAAACCAAAGGGGUUCGUGUCCUGCGCGCUCACUUCCCCGCGUCUCCGUGCCGCUCAUCUCUGAAACCUGAUCAAUUAAAUAAGCUUGCUAGUGCAGCUGUGAGUCUUCCACUCCAGGGCUUUCGACCGGCAGCUUCAACCCGACAGGAGGAACACAGGCAAUGGAGCGUAUGGAGCUGAAGAAGGUCCGUACCGACAUGGAUGAUGACAGUGCGGACAGCCUGACUGAUCCAUACACCGAACCCAGCAGCUCUGAAAAGACAGCGAUUAGCAGUCCAUUCGGUGACGAGGAAUAUCCGGAGAACCAGAAGUUUCUCAGCAAUGGGAUCACGAAAACACGGAAAUACGAGGAAUUCCAUGAAGAUGAGCCCGGGCAUAUCUCCUUCGGGAUGUCUGUCUUCAACUUGAGCAAUGCCAUCAUGGGCAGUGGCAUCCUGGGCUUGUCCUACGCCAUGGCCAACACGGGCAUCGUGCUCUUUCUGGUCUUGCUCCUGGCCGUGGCCGUGCUCUCCCUGUACUCAGUUCACCUGCUGCUAGUGACCGCCAAGGAAGGAGGUUCCCUCAUCUAUGAGAAGCUGGGGGAGAGGGCUUUCGGUUGGCCGGGGAAGAUAGCAACGUUUGGCUCCAUAACACUGCAGAACAUCGGAGCCAUGUCCAGCUACCUGUUCAUCGUGAAGUAUGAACUGCCAGAAGUCAUCCGGACCUUCAUGGGUAUGGAGGAGACCACUGGUGAAUGGUAUCUGAACGGCAACUACUUGGUGGUGAUUGUGUCUCUGGUCGUCAUCCUGCCCCUUGCACUCCUCAAAAACCUUGGGUACCUUGGAUACACCAGCGGCCUUUCCCUGUCCUGUAUGGUCUUCUUCUUGGGAGUGAUCAUCUAUAAGAAGACUGUGCUCCCCUGUCCCCUGCCCUUCCUCCAUUACGACGCUGUCAAUCACAGCCUCAAUGGGUCAGAGUCAUACCCCUCACUUGCUAGCGAGUCCUUGCAUGACCUGCCCCACCCCACAGGGGCGCAGUUCCAGGACGAUGGCCACCACCUGGACGAGGACAUGUGCCGGCCCAAGUAUUUUGUGUUCAACUCGCAGACCGCCUACACGGUUCCCAUCCUGGCCUUCGCCUUCGUGUGCCACCCGGAGGUCCUGCCAAUCUACAGCGAGCUGAAAGAUCGCACCCGACGGAAGAUGCAGAGCGUGUCCAACCUUUCUAUCUUCGCCAUGCUCAUAAUGUACAUGCUGUCUGCGCUCUUUGGCUACCUCACCUUCUACGAUAACGUGGAGGCUGAGCUUCUGCACACGUUCACCAAAGUGUACCACUUUGACACCCUUCUGCUCCUGGUGCGGCUAGCCGUGCUGACGGCUGUUACCCUCACCGUGCCCAUCGUGCUCUUCCCUAUUCGAUCCUCGGUCAUAAUGCUGCUGUUCAACGGGAGAGAGUUCAGCUGGGUUAGGCAUGUACUGAUAGCAGUCGCCAUCUUGGCCUUCAACAACCUCCUCGUCAUUUUCGUACCAACCAUCCGGGACAUUUUUGGCUUCAUUGGUUCUUCGGCGGCAACCAUGUUGAUAUUCAUUCUGCCUGCUGCCUUCUACCUUCGACUUGUCAAAUCCAUCCCUUUAAAUUCACCUCAGAAGAUCUCAGCAACCAUAUUUCUUGUCAUGGGCAUUGUCUUCAUGGUCGGAAGUCUGUCGCUAAUAGUCCUGGACUGGGUUCACAACCCAUCGGGCUCCAACGGGCAUUGAAACCUGCAGGCUCUGAUGCGGCCGGGAGGGCCAGGGACUUGGUACAAGCCCCCCUCUCGAUGGGUCCGAUCCGACAGGGCCCCCGCUGGACUGCCGCAAGCUGGAGCCUCACGCUCACUGGCUGGUUCCAUGGCUGAACAUUUGUGUACUACAGGGUCGUUUCACUACACAGCCCAACAGCAUUAGAGAGAUGGGGCCACCACUAUGCCCCCCACCCCACCCCCCCGAGAGGAACACUUUUUCGGGAUAAGUGCCAAAAGCAAAUCCGUCUCGCAAGAACAACCCUUGAACGUGAAAGACUGAGAAGUGUAUCCGGAGACUGACCUUCUGCAGAUGGUCUCGCACGAGCCUCCGGUGCACAGACGUGCCUUGCUGAUGUCACGCGCGUGCCCCCAGACACCACCAGAUCAAAACGAGUGACCUCUGCCUCGCCAAAACUUACUCGGAAAGGACACCAAGCUGUAAAAGCCACUCAGAGUGUGAUGGUCAAACCCUCACUUCACGCGGCUGGUGACAUGGAUGGGCAGUCAAGGAUUCGCUCAUGCACUUGAAGGAAGGAAGGCAACGGAUGAGCAGCACUUUCAUCUUGCAUUUUUUUCCUUUGCGUUUUCCACAGAACAACGGGCAGGCAACAUCGGAACCGAUCCUGGCAUCCUUUACUCUAAUCUAAUCUGUAUCAGCAGGUUUCCACUUUACAAUGUUUCCUUUUGCAAGAACGCAAGAAUCCCUUCCUCAAACUGGUAUCUGAGGCCUAAUUGUUAUUAUUUCCAAGAAUUCUGAGAAGUAAACUUUAGUUUUAGCCAAUGAUGUUUUAGUGAGGACAAAAAAAAAACAUCGUUCAGUAUUUUAAUGAAUUUUUGUAUUUCGUUUAGAUUGA
Messenger RNA from Paramormyrops kingsleyae, 2659 nucleotides. RefSeq names its product sodium-coupled neutral amino acid transporter 4-like. The record is from RefSeq and is a predicted model, not a curated record. Gene Ontology annotation, molecular function: L-amino acid transmembrane transporter activity. Lineage: Eukaryota; Metazoa; Chordata; Actinopteri; Osteoglossiformes; Mormyridae. Gene Ontology annotation, biological process: amino acid transmembrane transport. Gene Ontology annotation, cellular component: plasma membrane.